GAAGCAGCCAGCCAGCCAUGGCCAGUAGCACUUUUGCGAGCUUUAGCAGUAAAAGGAUGGUGGCGUUGAUAAUUGCAGCGGCUGUUGCUGCGGCAGUUUAUGUUCCCGCAAAGGCUUCGGCGAAACAGUACGUAGUGGGGGACGAAAGAGGCUGGACCAACAACUUUGAUUACGCUACUUGGGCAGAGGGCAAGACGUUCUUUGUUGGUGACUCACUAGUUUUCAACUAUCCAACGGGAAAGCACAACGUGUUCAAGGUAAAUGGCACAGAUUUCCAGGACUGCACCAAGCCUCUGGCCGCUACUCCGCCACUGACCUCGGGGAGCGACGAGAUCCCGCUUAAAACCACGGGGAGGAAAUGGUACAUCUGUGGAGUUGCCGGCCACUGCGCCUCCGGUCAGAAGCUGGUCAUCACCGUCUCCGAGGGAUCUGCCCCGCCGGCGGGAUAUUCCUCCUCCGGGGUCACGAUGGUCAACAUUGGAUUUGCUGCACUUGUUCUUGUUGGCACUCUUGGGAUGCUCUUCUUCUGAAUUUGAUUUUGUUCCCCCCAGAAGAGAAUAUUUGAUGUUUGGUAUGUUUUCCAAGGGUUGUUUAUGUUUUUUGAGAGGAUACUAUCCUAAGUCAUUAUUAUUUUUGAAGUUUAGCUUUAAUCAAUAAAAGUGGAUGUUAAUUAUCAUGUUUACCUGUUGUGUUUCUCUAGAAUAACGAUUUUACAUAGAAUUAAAGCUAAUAUAUACGUUCUUACUUCUUACUCAUAAAACUGGAUGUAGUUUUGGUAGAAAAAUCAGAAAAUUGGUUGAUUAUAGUUUGACAUCAUGAAGGAAGUUGGACAUUCUCUGUGACUGUGACCCACUCACUCCUGACUUCACCAAACUACAUGAAAUGAAACAGGCCACCACACCAAACCACCUGCUCCAGCUUUGGGCUUAAGCCAGUUGCUAGCUUUGGUUAAUUCUGAUUAAAGAAUCAACAGAAAUAACUACCACCACUAUCACUUGGCAAAUAUUUUAAUUACAAUCGUGCAGAGGGCAGAAGGGAAUCUAUUAGAGUGCUGACUGCUGACACCCCACACGUGGGAACUCAGAACCAUUUCACAUGCCUUCUGAGUCGUUGGAUCUUAGUUUCAAAUGGUUAUCAUGUUAAUUACCAAAUCGUCCAAAUUAAUACACACUAAAAGUAAUUAAAUUAAAAUUUAAUC
Molecule: messenger RNA, 1198 nt
Organism: Linum trigynum
Lineage: Eukaryota; Viridiplantae; Streptophyta; Magnoliopsida; Malpighiales; Linaceae
Source: the annotation of a GenBank genome assembly